Molecule: messenger RNA, 191 nt
Organism: Funneliformis caledonium
Lineage: Eukaryota; Fungi; Glomeromycota; Glomeromycetes; Glomerales; Glomeraceae
Source: the annotation of a GenBank genome assembly
GUUCAAGAUCUUUUUCAAGCACUGAGUUAGAUAUUAGUAAUAUUGUUGAUUUAAAAAUUAAUAUUAAUGAUAUUAAUGAGAAAAAGGGAUCUGAUACUACUUCAACACAAAUACAACCUCCAGAUCUAGCCGAUUUGAUUUAUGAUCCUAGUGAUGUAUUAAAUGGAUUUUUGGAAUAUGAAAGAUAUUGA